CGCGUGUGUGCAGUCGAGUUCGCCAUGUGAGAUAGAAAGAAAUAGUGUGAGAGCCUCUAUGUUUCAUUUGAUGCAUUCAUAUGCGGGGCUGGACUUGAAUCGGGGGUCUCCCUUGCUGGUGUCACUUCUUCACUUUUCUACGCCGGGAACCGGUCGAGGUCAUGGUGAACGGAGCGAUCCGGCUCAAUUGAAUCGAUUGUUCCGGUCGGAAUACCUCAAAUUUGGAUUGUGUUCGAAUGCUCCCUCCCCGGAUUCAGUCUUCCAGAUACUGACGAGACCCGAGGCCCGACAUGAGUGAAGGAACGAGGAGCGAGAACGACCUCACUCCUAGCCAACGGAUUCUAGCUGCCUCCACAGGAGCAGUGAUGACCUCACUCCUAAUGACACCCUUUGAUGUGGUGAAGACGAGACUUCAAGCUCAACAAAAGGAAUUCAUGAAACACAAGUGCUAUCUUUAUUGCAACGGGCUCAUGGAGCAUGUUUGCUUUCUGCAGAAAGGGGAACAACAUUGGUUCAGUAGACCCGGGAGAUACACGGGCACGUUUGAUGCAUUCAUGAGGAUCUCAGCAAACGAGGGAGUGAGCGCUCUUUGGUCCGGGCUCCCCCCAACAUUGAUCAUGGCGGUGCCCGCAACCGUCCUUUAUUUCACUUCUUACGAUUUGCUCAAAGACGGAUUCCUCCAAAGCGGUGUAAGCAAAGCACGGAUCAUGGCGGAGCUCCUGUGGCUGAUGAGAAAUAAAAUUGACUUGGCUGGUUCUUCUUAACAGCGUUUCAGUCUGACGGAGUCUUCGUUGGUGUCCGGCGCCCUAGCUCGGACUCUCACGGCCACCAUGAUAUCUCCCUUGGAGCUCAUCCGGACGAAGAUUCAAGCUAAGGGUUCGAAAUAUGGCGAAGUCUUCAGAGUGGUGAGAGACAUGAUGAAAGUCCGGGGCUGCCGAGUCUUGUACCUGGGUCUGUAUUCAACGCUCCUACGGGACGUGCCAUUCAGUUGCAUUUACUGGUCGUCUUAUGAGCUCCUCAAACACUGUUACACCGGUGGAUCACCACCCUUGCCGUAUAUCAUGUUUGCGGGUGCAACUUCCGGCUCUUUAGCUGCUGUGAUCACAUUACCAUUUGACGUUAUCAAGACACACAGGCAAUUGGAGUUGGGAGAAGCGAUGUCUGCGUCGAGGAUUCGGGUCAAGGAUCCAUUCGCGAUGCUCAAAGAGAUCCAUCAAAUGUCGGGCGUCCGGGGCCUCUUCACAGGAAUCGUGCCACGAUUGGCCCGAGUUGCCCCCGCUUGCGCCAUAAUGAUAUCCUCGUAUGAAUAUUUUAAAGCAUAUUUUUUGAGGCACUGAGAACACAAGUAUCAAUAGAUCGUUUUUGUUGUGGACCUGUACAGUAAAAGUUCGGAUUGCCA
This is a messenger RNA of Galendromus occidentalis (western predatory mite), 1399 nucleotides long. RefSeq names its product solute carrier family 25 member 40. The transcript is spliced from 5 exons. Gene Ontology annotation, biological process: mitochondrial transmembrane transport. Gene Ontology annotation, cellular component: mitochondrion. The record is from RefSeq and is a predicted model, not a curated record. NCBI's taxonomy places the organism in Eukaryota, Metazoa, Arthropoda, Arachnida, Mesostigmata, Phytoseiidae.